Messenger RNA from Priapulus caudatus, 727 nucleotides. RefSeq lists its product as uncharacterized. The annotation marks the transcript as partial. Lineage: Eukaryota; Metazoa; Priapulida; Priapulimorpha; Priapulimorphida; Priapulidae. The transcript has a single exon. The record is from RefSeq and is a predicted model, not a curated record.
AUGUUUGAUGAGCUCCUAGCAAGACUUGGUCCAAGAUGCACCAAACAAGACACCAUGUAUAGGAAGGCUAUGGAACCAGGGUUGAGGAUUGCAAUUACUAUGCGCCACCUAGCAACCGGUGACAAGUACGCCAGUAUGAAGUUUGGCUUCAGAGUUCCUCAUAACACCAUGUCUGUCCUAGUACGAGAAGUCUGCCAGGCCAUCGUAGAUGAGUACAAGGAGAAAGUCAUCAGCUGUCCAAUCUUCGCUGAAGAAGGGUGUGCCGUUGCUGAAAUGUUUGCACGUAGUUGGAACGUCCUUCAUGCCUGUGGAGCCCUUGAUGGAAAACAUGUUGCCUGCAGAAAGCCAGCGAACAUUGGAAGCCUUUAUCACAACUAUAAAGGCUUCUUUUCCAUUGUUUUAAUGGGCCUCGUUGAUGCAGACUAUAAGUUCCUCUGGAUAGAUGUUGGAGGGCACGGACACAUGUCAGAUUCACAGAUCUCCAAUGAUUUAGAGCUGAAGGAGUGCUUAGUAUAUGGAACUAUUUGUCUUCCUCCAGCAGACCCCCUACCAAAAGACGACAGGGACAUGCCAUAUUUAUUCCUGGCUGAUGAUGCAUUCGCGAUGCGGACCAACAUGAUGAAGUCUUACUCGAUGCGCAAGAUUACCAAAGGGCAAAGGAUCUACAACUACAGGAUAUCUAGAAGGCGUCGCGUUGUGGAGAAUGCCUUUGGCAUCCUUGCCCAAC